AUGCUGUCUCAACGGAUCCUAGCCCGGCGUCUGCCCCAGGUGGCUGCCCGCCACGCCAUUGCCCCCCGCGCAUCCUUCUCUCAGGUCGCCGCUCUCCGAGCUUCUGAAGCUGAGGACCCUCUACAGAAUGGUGGCUACCAGAACCCUCCCCGCGUGAAGCGUGCUCACAGAGACCCCUACGGUGGAUGGUGGGAUGCGCAAGAGAAGCGAAACUUUGGCGAACCUGUCCAUGAGGACAACGAAAUUCUUGGAGUUUUCAGUCCUGAACAAUAUACUCAUGUCUCUGCCGGCAAGGGUUUCUUCCACCUCGGUUGCUUCGUUGUGGCUUUUGUCAGCGUGUGUGGUAUCGUUAGCCUUUACUACCCUGACAAGCCCAGCGCUCCCAAGACCUAUGUUGAUGGUCUGGAGAAAGAGCUGGGUGGACCGAAUGCGUCACCGGCUCGCAAGGCUGGUGAAGACAAGUGGUAA
This is a messenger RNA of Penicillium verhagenii, 468 nucleotides long. RefSeq lists its product as uncharacterized. The record is from RefSeq and is a predicted model, not a curated record. Gene Ontology annotation, cellular component: mitochondrion. Lineage: Eukaryota; Fungi; Ascomycota; Eurotiomycetes; Eurotiales; Aspergillaceae. Bases 1 to 468 code for a protein of 155 amino acids. The transcript has 3 exons.